UAUUACCCUUUUAAAUGAGCUGUGACACACGUGCACACCUACCACCGUCGCAUGGGGACCGGGUUGUAUAUAAGGGCCGUGGGCGAGUCGUUGCAGCGCGGAAAAAAAAAAGUUAUAGUAAGUUAUUUUAGCUGAAACAAACCAAUAAUUAAAAAAAAAAACAGAAAACAGAAGAGAAUCUGUGCAUAAGUUGCAGAUUUCAACCUCUGCAGCAGCUGCUGGAAGAACCAACCCUCUCCGCCUACUCCAUCUCUCCCUCUACUCUCCUCCUCCGCUUCACCCAACACUCACAUCCAUGAGUGUGACCAACUCCUCUGCCUAUCGAUCGGAGCGUAGCUUCCACCAGACCUCAUCCUCCUCUUCGUCCUCUGCGAACCCAUACAUGGAGAAAAGCCGGGGACUCUUCGCAGAGGACUUUGGCUCCUUCAUGAGGCCUGGGAGCGACGCCUUGGGAUUUUCCAGUGGCCCUGGAAAAGUCAAAACUCUUGGGGAUUCCUACCAGUUCACAGUGGACGUGCGAGAUUUCUCCCCUGAAGAUGUGAUCGUCACCACAUCCAACAACCAAAUAGAAGUUCGUGCAGAAAAGUUGGCUCAAGAUGGUUCGGUGAUGAACACAUUCACCCACAAAUGCCAGCUACCCGACGACGUGGACCCCACCUCUGUUACAUCCUCCCUGGGCGCUGAGGGGACCCUGACAGUCAGGGCACGGCGGCAGCCUCCCAAACAUGAGCAUGUACAGACCUUCCGCACUGAGAUCAAAAUCUAGAAAAAAAACACCAUUUUAGAAAGAAACCAUUCAGUGCCUUUGUUUCUUAUUGCUACUCCCUAUUACAUCCUGACAUCGCUACGUGUAACAAGCAGAGAGACGCCACCAAGCUCUAAAAACCCGCCAUGACUGCAAAUGAGUCUGUUUUUGCCUACUGUAUUUGUAGCCUGAGUUACUCCACAACACUGCAGCAGUAGGUCAUACCUGCACAUAUGGAGGCAUGGAUAUAUACAGUACAGUAUUUACACACACACACACACACACACACACACACACACACACACACACACACACACACACACACACACACACACACACACACACACACACACACACUGCAGUUGACUAAUCUGUUCACUGUGUCACUUGUUCUGAUGUUCUGACAGUUCUAAAAGUCUAACUUCACCAGCUGCUCAUUAAUUAUAAUUUAAUGUAUGAUAUUAUUUGUGUGAAUAAAGUUAUUUCUUCUUUGACAAUAAACAUGCUGGUCUUUGUGAUGCAU
Betta splendens (Siamese fighting fish) is the source of this 1268-nucleotide messenger RNA. It is a transcript of the gene hspb7, whose product is annotated as heat shock protein family, member 7 (cardiovascular). The record is from RefSeq and is a predicted model, not a curated record. Gene Ontology annotation, cellular component: nucleus; cytoplasm. Gene Ontology annotation, biological process: heart development. The transcript is spliced from 3 exons. The coding region runs from base 296 to 766 and encodes 156 amino acids. NCBI's taxonomy places the organism in Eukaryota, Metazoa, Chordata, Actinopteri, Anabantiformes, Osphronemidae.